AUUUUAAUCGCUAUUUGUUGCAGGGUUUAUCGUCAUUCUUCAGCUGUGGGGAAGAAAAUAGAAGAGAUUCCAUUACCGAUCUGUUUCAGUACAAUAAACCAAAAAUGAUUAUCAUCACUUGCGAUGCUAAACUAUAAACUUACCAAAAACCGUCCUCCCACACUUGCGUACAGAAAUGGCUUCGAUUUCUGCUUUAAAUUCACCUAAUAUUCCUUCAUUCCACAGGCAACCCAUGUCGAAAAACCUAAUUUUACGCCGAUUUGGGGCGUCUUUCCGUUCGUGCGGAGCUCAUACGUUGGUAAUGACGAAUUCGGACGGGGGUGGGCCGAUUUCAAACGGUGGCGCGGAUUUGUUGGGAGAGCCCAUGGCCUCAGCUUCCGGCAACAAUGAGGAUCUAGACGAUGAGAAGGGUGGAGAUUGUGACACGUGGGUGGAUUGGGAGGAUCGGAUUUUGCAGGAGACUGUGCCUGUCGUUGGCUUUGUUAGAAUGAUUCUUCACUCUGGAAAAUAUGGAACUGGUGAUAAAUUGAGUCCUGAGCAUGAGAAAACCAUACUGGAGAAGCUACUUCCGUUUCAUCCGGAGUGUGAAGAGAAGAUUGGAUGUGGAGUUGAUUACAUCACGAUUGGAUACCAUCCUGAUUUUGAGAGUUCAAGGUGCUUAUUCAUAGUCCGUAAAGAUGGAGAAUUUGUCGAUUUUUCGUACUUGAAAUGCAUAAAAGGUUUGAUUAGAAAAAAAUAUCCUCGGUAUGCCGACAACUUUAUCGUGUGGCAUUUUGGGAAGCAUAGAUAUGGAUGGAGGUAACAAUUUGUGCCAAGGAAUUUUUUCUUGGGAAAAUUUCAUCUUUACUUACAGAUUGUAAAUACUUGUAAAUAUACCAUUAAUAAUUAUUUUGUUGCAUUUGUACCUACUAUAUGACAAUUAAUUGAAAAGAUGCCUAUCAGAUANA
This is a messenger RNA of Striga asiatica, 947 nucleotides long. The record is from the annotation of a GenBank genome assembly. NCBI's taxonomy places the organism in Eukaryota, Viridiplantae, Streptophyta, Magnoliopsida, Lamiales, Orobanchaceae.